GUGUCGGUGGCGGUUGCAGCUCGGAGCCGUUGAGACGCCUCUGCGGCAGCUGGUGGCGCAGGUGGCCGGCGUGGACGUGGGCACAGGCGGCCAGCGAGCCCCGCAGCCCCAGCGUUGCCGCCCGGCAGGCUCGUCGGGACACCCCGAGGCAUCCUCCCCCGCCCGCGGGCCCGCCAGUCCCAGCUCGUGUCCGCGCUCGCAUCUCCCGACCGCGGCUGCGCUGCUCCCCCUUCUGGUCUUGGGACUCCCGGCGUCGCCCCUCCAACAUGACUCGCGAUUUCAAACCUGGAGACCUCAUCUUCGCCAAGAUGAAAGGUUAUCCUCAUUGGCCAGCUCGAGUAGAUGAAGUUCCUGAUGGAGCUGUGAAACCACCCACAAACAAACUACCAAUUUUCUUUUUUGGAACCCAUGAAACUGCUUUUUUAGGACCAAAGGACAUAUUUCCUUACUCCGAAAAUAAGGAAAAGUAUGGCAAACCAAAUAAGCGAAAAGGUUUUAAUGAAGGAUUAUGGGAGAUAGAUAACAAUCCAAAAGUGAAAUUUUCAAGCCAACAGGCACCAACUAAACAAUCAAAUGCAUCAUCUGAUGUUGAAGUCGAGGAGAAAGAAACUAGUGUUUCUAAGGAAGAUACUGAUCAUGAAGAAAAAGCCAGCAAUGAAGAUGUGUCUAAAGCAGUUGACAUAACCACUCCAAAAGCUGCCAGGCGAGGAAGAAAGAGAAAGGCCGAAAAACCAGUGGAAACUGAAGAAGCAGGAAUGGUGGCUGCAGCAACAGCUUCUGCUAACUUGAAAGCAAGUCCUAAGAGAGGACGACCUGCAGCUACUGAAGUCAAGAUUCCAAAACCAAGAGGCAGACCUAAAGUGGUAAAACAGCCCUGUCCUUCGGAGAGUGACAUGGUUAUUGAUGAAGACAAAAGUAAAAAAAAGGGACCAGAGGAAAAACAACCUAAAAAGCAGCUUAAAAAGGAAGAAGAAGGUCAAAAGGAAGAGGACAAGCCAAGAAAAGAACCAGAUAAGAAGGAGGGCAAGAAAGAAGUUGAAUCUAAACGGAAAAAUGUAGCAAAACCAGGGGUUACAUCAACCUCUGAUUCAGAAGACGAAGAUGAUCAAGAAGGUGAAAAGAAGAGAAAGGGUGGAAGAAACUUCCAGACCGCUCACAGGAGGAAUAUGCUGAAAGGCCAACAUGAGAAGGAAACCACAGAGCGGAAGCGCAAGCAGGAGGAACAAAUGGAAACUGAGCAGCAGAAUAAAGAUGAAGGAAAGAAGCCAGAAGUUAAGAAAGUGGAGAAGAAGCGAGAAACAUCAAUGGAUUCUCGACUUCAAAGGAUACAUGCUGAAAUUAAAAAUUCACUCAAAAUUGAUAAUCUAGAUGUGAACAGAUGCAUUGAGGCACUGGAUGAACUUGCUUCACUUCAGGUAACAAUGCAACAAGCUCAGAAACACACAGAGAUGAUCACAACAUUGAAAAAAAUACGGCGGUUCAAAGUUAGUCAAGUUAUCAUGGAAAAGUCUACAAUGUUAUAUAACAAGUUUAAGAAUAUGUUUUUGGUUGGUGAAGGAGAUUCAGUCAUCACCCAAGUGCUGAACAAAUCUCUUGCUGAACAAAGACAGCAUGAGGAAGCAAAUAAAACCAAAGAUCAAGGGAAGAAAGGGCCAAACAAAAAGCUAGAAAAGGAACAAACAGGUUCAAAGACCCUAAAUGGAGGAUCUGAAGCUCAAGACAGUAGUCAUCCACAACAUAAUGGUGACAGUAACGAAGAAAGCAAAGAUAGCCAUGAGGCUGGCAGUAAGAAAAAAUCACCCGGAGAAGAGAGAGAGGCUGAACUAUCUCUGAAGGAGUCACCACUAAAUAACUAGAUUGGCAGACAUGGGGUGUAAUGAGUAUGUGAAGUCUAUUGUGAGUGGCUUCAUCUGAAAUACUUAGGCUGCUGACUGAAAGGGUUAAAUUUUUUAUAAGUAUAGGUUUGAUGUUUAAGUAGUUUGGGGAAAGAAAAAUCCCUUUAUGUUUGUGUAAAAGUAAAACUUAUUGCUAAUUUUCCGUGUGCAGUAUUAACAGCUCCAUCAACCAGUUCCAGUGUGAGUGAAACCUACUUAGAAAGGUUGACCUGCUUUAUAGACGUGACUAGUGUAUUUCGGUUAGUGUGUGUGUGUGCAGAUGUAAUUGGUAGUAGGCCAGUUACAUUUUAAAACCUCUACUUGUAUAAAUCGUUCUUCUCCCAAAUAACGUGGGUUUGUGCAUAGUUUUUACAAAUCUUGGAUUUACCAGACUGUCUUUUCACUGUUUGUGGGUUUUUUAGAAGUUGAGCAUUUUUAUGGUUGAUAAAAUGAAUGUUACUUCUAAGUACUCACUCCUUUUUAUCAGAAGUUAAUGUAACCUCAGUCUAUUGUGCUGCAUUAGCUUGCCUCUUCCUAAUAAUGUGUAGUCUGUGUGACACCCACGUGUCCAACUAGAAGGUACAAAUUUGAUGACUUUUGAAAGUAAUUUAGUUUCAGGGCUGUGAAUUCAGUGGAGUCAGAAUUAAAAAGAACAGAUUGGGUAUAUAGAGAAACUUCAUAUACAAUCCUUUAUAGUUACUAAUCACAAAAACCUAAAACUAGUUUGUUUUUAAUCUCACACAUUAAGAAGGUCAUGCUCAUUGAGGUAUGUGUGUGUUUUUAAAUUGUAAUCAGUCCAUGAUGCUCAUUAAGUGGUAAAUAAAUAAGAAAACUAAUGGGAUUUGUAUUUAGUUUCUGUAUCAUCAGGCAUCACAAGAUUACAAAAAUAAAAGGUAGAAACAACAGUUGCUCCAAGACAGUAAGGUGAUAAUCUAUACACACAAAGAGACCAUCAGAGUCUGUUAAGGAAUAACAUUUCAAAGGUCGUCAUCAUUGGUUUCCAAAUGGAAGAAAGAUUCAUCACUAUGUUUUGAAAUUUUAACGGGAAAGUGACUUAAUAGCAGUGUUUUGUGUGUUAUGUUUAUAUAUGGCCUUGACGUCUCAUAAUUAUUUUCACUUAUGUAAAGGACUUUGAAUUAUUCAGUAAUUGAACUUUUGCUCUUAUUGAACUACUGUUUGGGGCAAAUGCUGUACAUUAUCUACACCACUCUUCUGUUUUGUCCUUAGUACAUUUUUAGCUUGAAUGAAAAUUAUUCUAGUUA
This is a messenger RNA of Microtus ochrogaster (prairie vole), 3136 nucleotides long. RefSeq names its product PC4 and SRSF1 interacting protein 1 (gene Psip1). NCBI's taxonomy places the organism in Eukaryota, Metazoa, Chordata, Mammalia, Rodentia, Cricetidae. The record is from RefSeq and is a predicted model, not a curated record.